UAUGAAAACAUAACAAAAUAAACGACAAAACGUUGCAGGUUGAAAGCAGAGCCGUUUGUUAGUUAUCGUUCUUCAAUUUCUAGUAUUUCAGGCUAAAGGGAAAAUGGCUUAUAGGGGAAAAAUUAUUAGUCUUUUUGGUUUAACUUGUAGAUCAGGAAGCAAAAUGUCAAGAAACGUUAACCCUGUUUACUCUAGUGUUUUGAUGCGUGUUAAUCCUAGAUUUAAGGAAAAUCAGACUACCCUAAAAAUGUCUGCUGUCACAUUUUCAAGCAUACAACGAUUGCACACAAGUUCACAGUGUCGUAUGUUUGUUCAGACACAAGACACUCCAAAUCCCAACAGUUUGAAAUUCCUUCCCGGAGUUCAGGUUCUUGAAUCUGAAACGAUGGAUUUCCCUACUCUAUCUUCAGCCCAGUGCUCACCCUUAGCUAAGCUUCUGUUUCGCAUUGAAGGUGUCAAAUCAGUAUUCCUUGGUCCAGAUUUCAUCACAAUCACAAAAAUUGAUGAAGAAACUGAUUGGAAAACUAUAAAAGCCGAAGUUUUUGCUACUAUAAUGGAUUUCUUCACUAGUGGACUUCCAGUAGUAAUUGAAGGAACCAAUCAACCUGAUAGUACAGAUGGAACCGAAGAAGAUAACGAUACCGUACUGAUGAUCAAAGAGUUAUUAGACAGCCGUAUCCGGCCCACUGUUCAAGAAGAUGGAGGAGAUCUUGUUUUUAAAGGCUUUAAAGAUGGCAUUGUUUAUUUAAAAUUGCAGGGAUCUUGCACCAGUUGCCCUAGUUCAAUGGUUACUCUGAAGAAUGGAGUUCAGAAUAUGUUACAGUUUUAUAUACCAGAGGUCAUUGCAGUAGAACAAGUUCUUGAAGAUGAACUCGACAAAAAGGCUAAAGAAGAAUUAGAAAAAUUUGAAAAUACGUUGCCCAAAUAAAUUUUCUAAAUGUGUUUGAUGAUGUACAGGUAUGGAGUAAAUUAUAGUUGAGGCUACCACUGUUAA
Daphnia pulicaria is the source of this 994-nucleotide messenger RNA. RefSeq names its product NFU1 iron-sulfur cluster scaffold homolog, mitochondrial-like. The record is from RefSeq and is a predicted model, not a curated record. The transcript is spliced from 6 exons. Bases 104 to 928 code for a protein of 274 amino acids. Gene Ontology annotation, molecular function: iron-sulfur cluster binding; iron ion binding. Gene Ontology annotation, biological process: iron-sulfur cluster assembly. NCBI's taxonomy places the organism in Eukaryota, Metazoa, Arthropoda, Branchiopoda, Diplostraca, Daphniidae. Gene Ontology annotation, cellular component: mitochondrion.